This is a messenger RNA of Loxodonta africana (African savanna elephant), 2585 nucleotides long. It is a transcript of the gene S1PR1, whose product is annotated as sphingosine-1-phosphate receptor 1. Gene Ontology annotation, cellular component: plasma membrane; cytoplasm. The coding region runs from base 1315 to 2442 and encodes 375 amino acids. Gene Ontology annotation, biological process: sphingosine-1-phosphate receptor signaling pathway; angiogenesis; regulation of metabolic process. The transcript has 2 exons. The record is from RefSeq and is a predicted model, not a curated record. Lineage: Eukaryota; Metazoa; Chordata; Mammalia; Proboscidea; Elephantidae. Gene Ontology annotation, molecular function: sphingosine-1-phosphate receptor activity.
GGCAUUUUAAGAUGGAACGAAGCCAAACAAAAACUUUGAAACCCUACGUCUUUGGGAGCUGAAAACGUGUAUCCCUGGCUACUAAGGAGCCCCACCCGAUCAGAUUGUUCUUGGGACUUUUGGGGAUUUAUGGAGUUUGAAGAAGGGUUAAGUUCCAGUGGUAGAGCCGACUGGGACUGAGAGGUGGAAGCUACGGUUGGUCGGAGAAGAGGGAGUUAGUUUUGGAAAUCCUAUAGACAAAGAAUAUUGGCGGGGGGUUGCGGGGGAUGGCUUUAAACUUGCACUGCCCGCGAGCAGGGUGCUGAAUUCGAUGGGGGAAAUGCAGAGCUUCUUGGCGCGAGAAGUCUUUGCUGUCCCAGGAAUUGCUGCGGUUGUUCUCGCCUCUGUUAACGGCCCUUUUAUCACCAUUGCCGCGUGACCUUGAAACAUUUAAGCAGCUUAAUAGUAGAGUUCUGUUAAAAAAAAGUGCUGUGUUUCGUUACCUCCACACUUUCUAGUUCUGUGAGAAGAGGCGACGUGUUGAGGGAGAACAGUCCCUACAGCUACCCAUGCUUGCUUAGCCGUGCACCGGACGUACGUUUUUGUGAGUUUCUGGGGAGUAGUUAUGCCCUCAAAUCAGGAAUGUGGAGGCCGGUAUUUUUGUCGUUAGUAGUAUAACUUCUCUCUUUUGUGUGUGUCUGUGUUAGUGUGUGUGUGUUAUUUUGACCGUGCCCACGAUAACUAAAAGUACCCCUUAUGCAAUCACUUAAUAUUUGGAACUUCUGGGAUGGAUUGCAGUCUCUUUCUUAUGAAUGGUUUCCACUGAGUUCCUUUAAAGUCACUUGCACUAGCUUGCGAAAAAAAGAGAGAAUAGGCAGUUGCUUCUCGGAGGCACUGAGCUUUCCUGUUUACCCAAGGCCAGGCAGGGCUUGGCUGCCCACACCUCACUGCGUCCUCGGACCCAGGGCGGUGAGCAGACCCUGCACACCUGCUCCUAGAGAGUUAUUAAUAGAGCCCAAAGAAUGACUUACGCCGUCAAAUGAUUUUCGUGCAUGGCAAUUAGGAGGUGGUGCUCCUCUCUUUUAGCUGAAGGAAGGGAAGGCAGAGGUGUGCGUCUCCGCCGUCAGAUUGGCGGUUAGGUCUCUUCCGAGGAAAGACCAUGAGCUGGCGGCUGCGGUUUCCGAGGCCCCCACAAGCCAAGGAAAAGCAACACAAAAAGCCUGGAUCUCUCCCACUGAAUCCCCGGGGCAGCCAGUGACGGCUCUCUCCACCUGCCCUCUAGCGGCGGCUGGGAGACUUGCCACCCCAGGGUUCCUGUGGACACAGCGCGGCACCAUGGGGUCCGCCAGCAUCCAGCACCGCUCCGACUAUGUCAACCAUGACAUCAUCAUCCUGCAUUACAACUACACCGGAAAGCUGAAUAUCAGCGCCGACAAGGACAAUGGCAUUAAACUGACCUCGGUGGUGUUCAUCCUCAUCUGUUGCUUUAUCAUCUUGGAGAAUAUCUUCGUCUUGCUGACAAUUUGGAAAACCAAGAAGUUCCACCGACCCAUGUACUAUUUUAUUGGUAACCUGGCUCUCUCAGACCUGUUGGCAGGAGUGGCUUAUGUAGCCAAUCUGCUCUUGUCUGGGGCCACCACCUACAAGCUCAUCCCCGUCCAGUGGUUUUUGCGGGAAGGGAGCAUGUUCGUGGCCCUGUCUGCCUCUGUGUUCAGCUUGCUAGCCAUUGCCAUUGAGCGCUACAUCACCAUGCUGAAGAUGAAACUCCACAAUGGCAGCAACAGCUUUCGCUCCUUCCUGCUCAUCAGUGCCUGUUGGGUCAUCUCUGUCAUCCUGGGCAGCCUGCCCAUCAUGGGCUGGAAUUGCAUCGGCAUGCUGCCCAGCUGCUCCACGGUGCUGCCGCUCUACCACAAGCACUAUAUCCUCUUCUGCACCACGGUCUUCACUCUGCUCCUGCUCUCCAUCGUCAUCCUAUACUGCAGGAUCUACUCCUUAGUUAGGACUCGUAGCCGCCGUCUGACCUUUCGCAAGAAUAUUUCCAAGGCCACCCGCAGCUCUGAGAAGUCACUGGCGCUGCUCAAGACGGUGAUUAUCGUCCUGAGCGUCUUCAUUGCCUGUUGGGCGCCCCUCUUCAUCCUGCUCCUGCUAGACGUGGGCUGCAAGGUGAAGACCUGCGACAUCCUCUUCCGAGCUGAGUACUUCCUGGUGUUGGCUGUGCUCAAUUCUGGCACCAAUCCCAUCAUUUACACUCUGACCAACAAGGAGAUGCGCCGGGCCUUCAUCAAGAUCAUGUCCUGCUGCAAGUGUCCCAGUGGAGACUCUACUGGCAAAUUCAAGCGACCCAUCAUUGCUGGAGUGGAAUUCAGCCGCAGCAAGUCCGACAACUCCUCCCACCCCCAGAAGGACGAUGGAGACAACCCAGAGACCAUUAUGUCCUCUGGAAAUGUCAACUCUUCUUCCUAAAACUGAAAGCUGCCAACCCAUGGGGAGUGCUCUUACGUAGUCACGCUCCAGUGUUUUGUGGAAUUCUCUGGGCCUCGACUGCUGCCAGGGAGGAGCUGCUGUGAGCCAGAACCAGGGAGGGAGAGAAUAAGAGAAGCCUGGUG